UUUCUCUUUUUUCCCACGUUAUAUUCUCUUUUUCGUUGGUCUACUUUGUAUCUUCUUACAUACUUUCUUUUCCCUAUAAAUUACCUUACUCUUUUGCCUCUUUCCCUCCAUCCCAAAAUUUUUGGAAGUUUUUAUUCUUUUACAUAACAUUCUCUCAAAAAAUGGCACAAGAAAUGAGUCCAAACACGGAAGCCAAUGGUGCUAGGGGUGACAAGAUGAGUGGUAACGAUAAUAAUCAUAACAAUUAUAAGCUUCCGAACUUCAAUCAAUCGGUCCGAUUGAAGUAUGUUAAGCUAGGGUAUCAUUAUUUAAUCUCGAAUUUCUUGUAUCUAAUGUUAGUGCCUCUAAUGCUUACGGUCUUAAGUAGUGUACACGUUUCAGUACAUUCGCUCCAAGGGUUGGUUCAGUUGUCACUAGACCUUGUUAAGUAUAAUAUGGUCACGGUGUUUAUGUGCAUGGCCUUGUUGGUCUUUCUUGGUACUCUAUACUUCAUGAGUCGACCUAGAAAGAUAUACUUGGUUAACUUCGCGUGUUACAAGCCCGAUCCAUCUAGGAAAGUUAGUAGGGAAAUUUUCAUGGAUCGUACCUAUAGAGUCGGGGCUUUCACACAAGAAAACAUAGAUUUUCAAAAGAAGAUCUUAGAAAGGUCGGGUUUAGGUCAAGAUACGUACUUCCCCGACGCUUUGAUCAACGUUCCACACAACCCGUGCAUGGACUUGGCUCGAAAGGAGGCCGAGUUAGUGAUGUUUGGAGCCAUUGAUGAAUUGUUGGCUAAGACUAAGGUGAAGGCUAAAGAUAUAGGGAUUUUGGUUGUGAAUUGUAGUUUGUUUAACCCGACACCGUCUUUGUCCGCUAUGAUUGUCAACCAUUACAAGCUUAGAGGCAACAUUUUGAGCUACAAUCUUGGUGGUAUGGGUUGCAGUGCUGGCCUCAUUUCCAUUGAUCUUGCCAAGGAACUUCUACAGGUACAUGGCAACACCUAUGCUUUGGUAGUGAGCACGGAGAACAUCACACAAAAUUGGUACAAGGGAAAUGAUCGAUCGAUGUUGUUAUCAAAUUGCCUCUUCCGUAAGGGAGGAGCUGCCAUCCUUCUCUCGAAUCGACCAACUGAUCGACGUCGUUCUAAGUACCAACUUGUACACACAGUUCGUACCCAUAAGGGUGCCGAUGACAAAAGUUACUCUUGUGUAUACCAAAAAGAAGACGAAGAUAUGAAAAUUGGAGUUUCUCUCUCUAAAGACCUAAUGGCCGUAGCAGGGGAAGCGUUAAAGGCUAACAUUACAACCCUAGGGCCAUUAGUCCUUCCCGUGUCUGAACAACUAUUAUUUUUUGUCACAUUAGUCGCGAGGAAAGCAUUCAAAAUGAAAAUUAAGCCGUACAUUCCCGAUUUUAAGUUGGCUAUUGAGCAUUUUUGCAUUCAUGCUGGUGGAAGGGCGGUGUUGGACGAGUUAGAGAAGAAUCUCGAUCUUUCAUCGUGGCAUAUGGAGCCGUCUAGGAUGACACUUUAUAGGUUCGGUAACACGUCUAGUAGCUCAUUGUGGUACGAAUUGGCUUACGCCGAAGCUAAGGGAAGGAUCAAGAAAGGCCAUAGGACAUGGCAAAUUGCAUUUGGGUCAGGAUUCAAGUGUAAUAGCGCGGUUUGGCAAGCAUUGAAGACCAUUAAUCCAGCUAAGGAGCAAAACCCUUGGAUUGAUGAGAUUGAUAAUUUCCCAGUUCAUGUUCCAAGAUUAUCUCCUGUUAAUACUUCCUAAUUAUUCUCAUUAUUAUUCUUAUUAAUUUGUCGCUUUCUUUUCUAGUAAAUGUGAAAUAUAAGUAUUAGUUCAUCUUAUAUUCCACAAGAAACUUGAACAGAUAUCUUAUUUAAGCUAUAUUAUGUAGUUUGAUUGUUGUAGUUCACAGAAAAAAAGAGCUUUGGAAGAGAUUAAAUUUGUAAUAUUUUUUGUUAAUUCUUUUGUUACGAAUGCGAGCUAAUGAUAAUCAAAGUGUGAUUUUAAUCUUGUAUCCA
This is a messenger RNA of Chenopodium quinoa (quinoa), 2005 nucleotides long. RefSeq names its product 3-ketoacyl-CoA synthase 11-like. NCBI's taxonomy places the organism in Eukaryota, Viridiplantae, Streptophyta, Magnoliopsida, Caryophyllales, Amaranthaceae. The transcript is spliced from 2 exons. Gene Ontology annotation, cellular component: membrane. The record is from RefSeq and is a predicted model, not a curated record. Gene Ontology annotation, biological process: fatty acid biosynthetic process. The coding region runs from base 162 to 1751 and encodes 529 amino acids. Gene Ontology annotation, molecular function: acyltransferase activity, transferring groups other than amino-acyl groups.